This is a messenger RNA of Cicer arietinum (chickpea), 504 nucleotides long. RefSeq lists its product as uncharacterized. The record is from RefSeq and is a predicted model, not a curated record. NCBI's taxonomy places the organism in Eukaryota, Viridiplantae, Streptophyta, Magnoliopsida, Fabales, Fabaceae.
AUGCUACAAUUUCCAGAAGCCAGAGCACUUUGCAAAGGAUUGCAAGGCUCCGAAGAACCACCAGUGAAUGCAACAAGGGUUACUCAUCCUCCUGCUAAGGGAUGUGUUUAUUGCAUGGGUGCUAAGCUGGAAAUCAAUCUAGCAAUUUUAUCCAACGAGACUGCGAGAUUGCAGAUCAUUCUCGGUAUGGAUUGGAUGUCGUAUCAUUAUGUAAUCUUGGAUUAUGCUCGCACAUUGGUUCUUUUCCUCGAGCCAGGAGUCGUUCAGUAUCUAAUUGCUAACAAACUCGGAGUGUCGUUGAGAGAAGGAACUCAAGAGUUUAUGUCAUUAGAUAACAUGGAGGGAAAGAUAAAUGUGAGCAUAGAAGACGGGGUGCUUGUCAAGGAGUACCCAAGCGUAUUUCCAACAGAAAUUCCAGGAUUACCACUAGUAAGAGAUGUGGAGUUCUUCAUUGAUCUACACCCAGGGCUUUCGAAGAUUGAUUGGAAGUCAGGUUACCAUUAG